Oncorhynchus nerka (sockeye salmon) is the source of this 8402-nucleotide messenger RNA. It is a transcript of the gene ltn1, whose product is annotated as listerin E3 ubiquitin protein ligase 1. Gene Ontology annotation, molecular function: ubiquitin protein ligase activity; ribosomal large subunit binding; zinc ion binding. NCBI's taxonomy places the organism in Eukaryota, Metazoa, Chordata, Actinopteri, Salmoniformes, Salmonidae. Gene Ontology annotation, biological process: rescue of stalled cytosolic ribosome; ribosome-associated ubiquitin-dependent protein catabolic process. The record is from RefSeq and is a predicted model, not a curated record. The coding region runs from base 114 to 5486 and encodes 1790 amino acids. The transcript has 34 exons. Gene Ontology annotation, cellular component: cytosol; RQC complex.
AACUGUUGUGACGUGUUUUCCAUUUUCAAACCCCCAUGCUUUUUUGUGUGGCUUUGGCUCGUUAUCUAAUGUUUGAAAGUUAACUUAAUCUGUAAAAAAAUUAAAUACAUAAAAUGGGAGGAAAGAAUAAACAGCGAACGAAAGGAAACGUCCGGCCGUCCAGCAGCGGGCGGGCUGCCGAGUUGCUGGCCCGGGAGAGUGGUGUCGUUCCCGGGUUCGUGGGGUUCGGCACCACUACGACCACAGAGCCGGGCUAUGUGCCUGCUGUCCAUGGGGCAGAGGAGAUUGACAACCUGGUUGAUGCUGACUUCCGCCUGGUGUUGAGGAAACUAUCUAAGAGAGACACAGUCACCAAACUGAAGGCAGUGCAGGAGUUUGGGGCAAUGUGUCAGGAGCGGGACUCGGAGGUCGUUAAAGGAGUUCUGCCUUACUGGCCCAGGAUCUACUGCAAGAUUUCAAUGGACCACGACCGACGUGUGAGAGAGGCCACCCAGCAGGCGUUUGUACAGCUGGUCCUGAAGGUGCGGCGUAGUCUCGCUCCCUACCUGAAGAGCGUGAUGGGCCACUGGUUGCUGUCUCAGUGUGACAGCUAUCCUCCCGCUGCCUCUGCUGCCUGCCAGGCCUUCAGCGCUGCCUUCCCCCCCAGCAAACAGGCUGAGGCUCUUAGCUUCUGCAAGGACGAGGUUCUCACUGUACUUCAAGACAACUUGCUGAAGGAGACGGCAGACACCCUAAGUGACCCACAGAGUGUUCCAGAGGAGGAGAGGGAGGCGAAGUUCCUCCGCCUGCUUACCAGCUCUCUACUUGGGGUGAAGAGACUGCUGUCCUCCUUACCCCAGACAGACACACACAACCUGCAGGACAGACUGACACACCUCCUCAACCAGGCCAAAUUCUGGAAGUACAGCAGACACAAGACGCCACAGGUGCGUGGUGCUUUCUUCGAGGUGGUGUCUUCCCUGUGUGAACACACACCAGGUCUGGUGCAGACUGAGGCUGCCAGAGUCUGUCCUGCUGUUCUACUGUCUAUAGACGACACGGACCCUGUGGUGCUGCCUCCUCUCUGGGAAGCUGUGCUCCACACGCUCUCCACCUUAACAGACUGUUGGAGUCAUGUCAACGCCAGGAAGGCUGUUCUGCCUAAACUGUGGUCCCUGUUAAAGGAUGGGGGUAAAGGUUUAGCCACAGCCCUCCACCCUAACCUGCUACCCCUCAUCAGUAAACUACCCUCUGAGGUCACUACACCUAACCUAGACUUCUACACGACCUUCUGCAGCUGUCUCAUACAAGGCUUGUCCAGUGAGCGUGCUGUGUCCAGUCCGUCAGAGAGUGCUGCUAUAGUGGUGUCGGCAGUAGAGUGUUUGAGAUACACUCUGUUACAGAACACUGGGGAGGAGGAGGAACACACACGGAUACGCACCAUGCUGCUGGAACAACAGCUCCUCCCCCUCAUCGACAGUGCCCUGGGAAGCCCCUCCCUCCAAGCCGGGCCCCUUUUCCCAUUGGUUACGGACAUGCUCGUCUCCUGGGAGAAGAGGGCUGGACUUCAGGAUGUGGGUGUGCUUAGCGAGGGAGAGAACGAGGUUGUCUUUGAUAGGCUGCUGGCAGACUUCUGGGAGGGGCUUAGGGUGAUGUUCGCCCGUCGUGUACAGAGUGACAGUCUGGAGCAGAAAGACCUAGAAGGAAUGUCCUCGCUGUUACAGGUGAUGCAGAGCCCAGUGAGUGCAGGCAGGAUGCAGACCAAGAAGAAGAGAUCGGUGAAGAUCCGUUUCUCUGAGCCAGAGAGUUCUGGUUCUCCAGAGGAAGAGGGGGAGGUGGCGCUGAAGUAUGCCCAGCUGGAGGCCCCUGAGCUGGGCCAGGAGACGGCCGAGGGCCCCCUGAAGAGCUGGCACCUGGAGGAGAUUGUCUGUCAGCAGGCACAGAUCAGUUACUCCCGUGUGAAUGAUAAGAACUCAGAGAGACACCUGGUGUACCUGUCUCUACUUCUUCGCUCCUUCCAUACCCCCAGGGUCUUCACCAUGCUGCUCAUCACAUCAGAAGAGGAGAAAUUAAAAGGGAAGGAUGAGCAGAAGGCAGAAGGAGAAGGGGGACGUGGGGUGCCCCCUCCCGGUAACCCUGCUGUACGGUUUCUAUUGGAGCAUGUGGUGCUGUGGCUGGGGCAGGAGGACAGGAGAGACACCAGUUACCUGGUAGAGAUGGUGUUCAGUUCUCUACGCUGUUGCAGUCCACAGGAGACCACACGCAUCCUCAACCAUAUCACCACGAUGGAUCUAAAAUGGGGAGUUCUUCUCCAGAUCAUACAAAAGGCGUGUGCGGACCCUGUAUCUCUGCAGGCGUGUGGUGAUUGGUUUAAGGGCUCCGUGCUGGGUGAGCGGCUGCUGGGGUUGGCUGAGGAGCUGUGUGAGGCGGGACUAAAAGGCUCCGGCUCCGCCCCUAAUAGGGACAGCUGGGCUCUGAUCAGCCUAGCACUGUCUCAGCAUCAUAAUAAUGAGCCCCUGAUAGGAGCUGUGUACGUGGAGAAGAUGAUAGCCAAGCUCCAUGCUACCCUGUCGGCGGCUAAAGGUCUGUCUGAGAGGGGUAAUCUGGAGCCGCUGGUGUGUCUCAUCUGUGAUGUGGCCUCCACGUUCUUCACCUCCGUAACACACUGCCUCCUCCUGGCCUCCGCUGAGGAGCUACUGCUCACGGUCUUCACACUCACCGCACAGGACCAGACACACACACACCUGUCAGACUCCCUGCUGAAGAAGCUGAGUCAGGCGUGUCAUGCCGGUGUCAUCUCAUUGGUCCAUCACUCGGGGUCAGAGGUGAAGGAGGGCAGCUUCCUAUACAGCGCUGCAUUCUGGGUCAAAACCCAGCUGCUCACCUCCUCCCUGGGAGUCAAAAGUCUGCAGGUAUUGGUUCUAGCAGUCCAGGGGCUAGCUGACUCACUGAGAUCUGUUGGUCAGCGAGGCUCCGCCCUCCUCUCCCAGUUCCUCUCCUUCCUGACUCCCAGCCAAUCAGAGUGGAGCAAGAUCAGACGGGCCCUGCCCCCUCAGUGGGUGAGGUCUCCCCUGCUGUCUGGACGUCUGAGGAUGGUCUGUGACUACCCCUGUAUGGAGGUCUGGAAGGUCAGAGGCUCAAGCAGACUGCCUGCCCACCUGUGUGUGUGUGCCCUGCUGACCAGAGUGGUCUAUAACACAGAUAUGACUGUUCCUGCUCGUGCUGCUAUUGCUACGGCUGCAGUGUGUCCAGACGACCAGGAGGGGGCAGGAGACUACAUGAAAGACUUCAAACACACAGUUUGUGAGCUACUGUAUGCGGUGCAGUGGUGCAGGGAGAUGGACUAUAGCCCUGCUCUAGUAACAGAGUACUACACUAUGUUGAAGGACUGGGACCUAACAGACCGUAUAGACAAUCAAGGACCAGCCACUGAUAUACUGGACACACUCUACAGCAGAUCACUAGAGGAGGGGGGACUGUGGUCUCUGACUCUACAGAACUACAUACACACCAACCACGUGGCUGAAACGGCUGGCACCAUCAACACACUCUGUGGCAGCCCUGACAGUCUGUUCCCCCUGUCAGAGAGCAGGCUCAGUACUCUACAGGUGCUGUGUCCCUAUCUGACCACAGAGGAGAGAGAACGUCUCAUUUCCCUGGCUACCGCUGGCAUACUCAACUGGCAAGAGGACCACAGUGUUUGUGGGUGUGUGUCGGUACUGUUGUGCUGUCUCAAGGCCUCCACGCCAGUGCAGGAGGAGCUGCUAAUAGCUGUACUGGCCACCAUGAUGGAAUGGAGAAACAGCAAAGAAGACUGGUUCCUAUUCAGCAGUGACCUGUCCAAGACGACCGCGUCCCAGCUGUCUCUCAGCGUGGAGAUGAUGCGUUUCCUGUCCCGGUUGGUGACUCAUUUUCCCACAAUCCUCGGGGGCAGCCAGUGGGACUUCCUGCUCUGCUCCAUGCUGGCCUGGCUAGAGACGACUAGCGAUAACGUGGGGUGUCUGUGGAACCCCUGGGUGCAGUUGUUGGUGUGUGAGACCUGUGAGCUGAUCGUGCAGCUGACCCAGUUCUUCACAGCGCCCCCGCCUGGUGUGGAUGACCUACUGCCCUCAGAGCUGACCGCAGAGUGGAACGACUUCUUCAUAGAGGGGAUAUACAGCCUGAUGCUGCCCCUGCCUGGCAAGAUCACUGAGGCCUUCAAGGAGCCAGACGAUCCACUGUUCCCAUUGGCUGUCCUGCGGUCUGUGGGCAUGGCUCUGACCUACGUCCCGCUGCAGCAGCUUACCCAUAAUUCCUUGCCAGCGCGGUUCGUGGCAGACCAGAAGACAAGCCUACCUGAGGCACUGCAGACCCUACUCAACACACUAACUCCUUUGCUGCUGUUCAAAGCCAGACCGCUGCAACUCACUGUCUACCACAUUCUAGACAAGGUAAUGCCUACUCUCCCAGAGUGUGAUGGAGAGGGAGACGACACCAAGCCAGAGGACGAUGGAGAGGAACCGUGUCUGUCUCCCCCGGCAGCUCUGAUGACCCUCCUGUCUACGUGUGAGGAGUUGUGUGAGAGCAUCAUGGCUGGAGUGUGUGUCGGGGAGUUUGCAGUGGUUCAACCUCUCUCUGUGGAAUACUCCUGUAUCCUGGCCUACCUGCUGGCCUGGAAACUGCUGCUGGCCUUCUUCAAGGCUUCUCCCUCCCACCUGCGUGUCCAGUACUCUCUCUAUCUAAAGAAGUCCCUUCACAAGCUCCUCCUCCACCUGUUCAGACUGAUGCCUGAAAACCCCGCCUACAUCGGUCAGGGGGCGGAGCCUGUCUCCAAGGAGACCAAGACAUUCUUCACAGAGAGCCUCUCUCUGGACGUCAACAAGUCGUCCGGUAUCCAAUAUGAGCUCUCCCAUCUGGCGUGUUGUGUGUACUACAGUGCGGUACAGGACCUGCCUGCCAUGGUUAGGUUGUGGUGGACCAGUCAGGAGAAGAGAGUUAGCCACACGGUGGAUAAGUUCACAGGACGAUACGUCUCGCCUGUCCUCUCUGCUCAGGAGAUCUCCUCUGUACACGCCAGCACACAGACCUUCGACAGCAUGACUGUGAAGGCUCGUUCGGCAGCGCGGGAGGUGAUCGCCACCUACUCAGUGGAUGAUAUCUUCAUAGAGCUGGUGAUCCAGCUACCACAGAACUAUCCUCUAGGCUCGAUCACAGUAGAGAGCGGCAGGAGGGUGGGGGUCGCUGUACAACAAUGGAGGAACUGGAUGUUACAGCUCAGUACAUACCUCACACACCAGAACGGCAGUAUAAUGGAGGGCCUGGCUCUGUGGAAGACCAACGUGGAUAAGAGGUUCGAGGGAGUAGAGGAUUGUAUGAUCUGUUUCUCUGUUAUCCAUGGAUCCAACUACUCUCUGCCCAAGAAGGCCUGCCGCACCUGCAAGAAAAAGUUCCACUCUGCCUGUCUGUACAAGUGGUUUACCUCUAGCAACAAGUCCACCUGCCCUCUGUGUAGAGAGACCUUCUUCUAGCAACAAGUCCACCUGCCAUCUGUAUAGACCUUCUGUUAGCAACAAGUCCACCUUCCAUCUGUAUAAACCUUCUUCUAGCAACAAGUCUACCUGCCAUCUGUGUAGAGACCUUCUCCUAGCAACAAGUCCACCUGCCCUCUGUGUAGAGACCUUCUCCUAGCAACAAGUCCACCUGCCCUCUGUGUAGAGACCUUCUCCUAGCAACAAGUCCACCUGCCCUCUGUGUAGAGACCUUCUCCUAGCAACAAGUCCACCUGCCCUCUGUGUAGAGACCUUCUCCUAGCAACAAGUCCACCUGCCCUCUGUGUAGAGACCUUCUCCUAGCAACAAGUCCACCUGCCCUCUGUGUAGAGAGACUUAAUUGAAACUAUGUUACCAUGGAUACACAUAGUCACUGUUCCGUUGCUAUGGAUGCACAGAGACAGUUUGGUUGUAUAUUUGUUCGUAUCUCUCACCACAACCUUCUUAUAGUUCAGUGCUUCCCAAUAGUUUUAUCCUCUGGGACCCAAAUUGAUCCAGGUUUUCUGUCUCGAUCCAAUAUACACAUUGUGAUUUUCUUGUUGUUGUUGCCAAAAUGCAAUUUGGAAAACAAUUUUUAAAUACUAUUUUGACAGUAAAUGUAGCAAUUAUAUUUAGAUUCCCCCUUUUGUCAGUAAUUCCAUAUCGCUCACGAUCUUGACGAAGAAUAUUAUAUUAUAUUAUUAUUAUAAUAUACAAACUCACACACACAUCUGCUAAACCACACUGCUAAUAGCUUUAUAUUGGUAAAUACUGAGAUUGAAGAAAAAAUGUAUUUUCAGAGGAUUAAAAUGAUUUAAAUGUAACGAUAAUCUUUUUACAUACCUUCUACCUGGUAUUAGUUGUUUCAUUUCAGACGAGUAUCUCAACAACAACAACAACAACCCCCCCAAAAAAAUGUAAAAAAUAAAUAAAUAUUUUCACUCAGAAACCCGCGACCCCAUUCAAAACCUUUGGGUUACGACCCACCAGUUGGCAACCACCGCUAACAGAAGCUCUUUUGACAGCGGUUGUAACUCGAGCUAAGAGUUGAAUAGUAAAGAUAUGUUUUUUAGACGUAAUAAGGUUUUAUGUCCAGUAGCCAAUGAGUUCCAAGGAGCCAGGAAUUGGUUCAGCUCUGACGGUGACAGGACAGACGGAGGACAGACGGAGGACUGGAAGACAGACGGAGGACUGGAGGACAGACGGAGGACUGGAGGACAGACGGGGGACUGGAGGACAGACGGGGGACUGGAGGACAGACGGGGGACUGGAGGACAGACGGGGGGACUGGAGGACAGACGGGGGACUGGAGGACAGACGGAGGACUGGAGGACAGACGGAGGACUGGAGGACAGACUGAGGACUGGACUAGACUGAGGACUGUUUCCCCGACUAGACUACUGACGCAUGCCAGAUCCUCACAACGUCAGGAUACAGUGCCUUGCGAAAGUAUUCAGCCCCCUUGAACUUUGCGACCUUUUGCCACAUUUCAGGCUUCAAACAUAAAGAUAUAAAACUGUAUUUUUUUGUGAAGAAUCAACAACAAGUGGGACACAAUCAUGAAGUGGAACGACAUUUAUUGGAUAUUUCAAACUUUUUUAACAAAUCAAAAACUGAAAAAUUGGGCGUGCAAAAUUAUUCAGCCCCCUUAAGUUAAUACUUUGUAGCGCCACCUUUUGCUGCGAUUACAGCUGUAAGUCGCUUGGGGUAUGUCUCUAUCAGUUUUGCACAUCGAGAGACUGACAUUUUUUCCCAUUCCUCCUUGCAAAACAGCUCGAGCUCAGUGAGGUUGGAUGGAGAGCAUUUGUGAACAGCAGUUUACAGUUCUUUCCACAGAUUCUCGAUUGGAUUCAGGUCUGGACUUUGACUUGGCCAUUCUAACACCUGGAUAUGUUUAUUUUUGAACCAUUCCAUUGUAGAUUUUGCUUUAUGUUUUGGAUCAUUUUCUUGUUGGAAGACAAAUCUCCGUCCCAGUCUCAGGUCUUUUGCAGACUCCAUCAGGUUUUCUUCCAGAAUGGUCCUGUAUUUGGCUCCAUCCAUCUUCCCAUCAAUUUUAACCAUCUUCCCUGUCCCUGCUGAAGAAAAGCAGGCCCAAACCAUGAUGCUGCCACCACCAUGUUUGACAGUGGGGAUGGUGUGUUCAGGGUGAUGAGCUGUGUUGCUUUUACGCCAAACAUAACGUUUUGCAUUGUUGCCAAAAAGUUCAAUUUUGGUUUCAUCUGACCAGAGCACCUUCUUCCACAUGUUUGGUGUGUCUCCCAGGUGGCUUGUGGCAAACUUUAAACGACACUUUUUAUGGAUAUCUUUAAGAAAUGGCUUUCUUCUUGCCACUCUUCCAUAAAGGCCAGAUUUGUGCAAUAUACGACUGAUCCCACCUCAGCUGUAGAUCUCUGCAGUUCAUCCAGAGUGAUCAUGGGCCUCUUGGCUGCAUCUUUGAUCAGUCUUCUCCUUGUAUGAGCUGAAAGUUUAGAGGGACAGCCAGGUCUUGGUAGAUUUGCAGUGGUCUGAUACUCCUUCCAUUUCAAUAUUAUCGCUUGCACAGUGCUCCUUGGGAUGUUUAAAGCUUGGGAAAUAUUUUUGUAUCCAAAUCCGGCUUUAAACUUCUUCACAACAGUAUCUCGGACCUGCCUGGUGUGUUCCUUGUUCUUCAUGAUGCUCUCUGCGCUUUUAACGGACCUCUGAGACUAUCACAGUACAGGUGCAUUUAUACAGAGACUUGAUUACACACAGGUGGAUUGUAUUUAUCAUCAUUAGUCAUUUAGGUCAACAUUGGAUCAUUCAGAGAUCCUCACUGAACUUCUGGAGAGAGUUUGCUGCACUGAAAGUAAAGAGGCUGAAUAAUUUUGCACGCCCAAUGUUUCAGUUUUUGAUUUGUUAAAAAAGUUUGAAAUAUCCAAUAAAUGUCGUUCCACUUCA